Molecule: messenger RNA, 720 nt
Organism: Syngnathoides biaculeatus (alligator pipefish)
Lineage: Eukaryota; Metazoa; Chordata; Actinopteri; Syngnathiformes; Syngnathidae
Gene: helt
Product: helt bHLH transcription factor
Exons: 4
Coding region: 1-720 (239 amino acids)
Biological process (GO): regulation of neurogenesis; anterior/posterior pattern specification; regulation of transcription by RNA polymerase II
Cellular component (GO): nucleus
Molecular function (GO): protein dimerization activity; DNA-binding transcription factor activity, RNA polymerase II-specific; RNA polymerase II cis-regulatory region sequence-specific DNA binding
Source: RefSeq, a predicted model, not a curated record
AUGGCAUCCAAAAUGAAGGAACGAAGGAGAACGCCCAUUUCUCACAAAGUGAUCGAAAAACGGAGACGAGAUCGCAUCAACCGCUGCCUCACCGAGCUGGGCAAAACCGUCCCCAUGGCCCUGGCCAAACAGAACUCCGGGAAACUGGAGAAGGCUGAAAUACUGGAAAUGACGGUCCAGUAUUUGAGGGCUCUCCACGCUGCAGAUUUCCCGAGAGGAAGAGAGAAGGGCGAGUUGCUGAGCGAGUUCGCCAACUACUUCCACUACGGCUACCACGAGUGCAUGAAGAACCUGGUCCACUACCUGACCACCGAGGACCGAGCCGAGACCAAAGACAUCAAAUACGCCCGCAUCCUGGCUUUCCUGCAGUCCAAAUCCCGCUCGGUCGCCGAGCCCGCGUUCGCCUCCGCCGCCGCCGGGCACGGCCCCGAGCCUUCGGACUACCCGGGCCACCGGCCGCGCUCGUCCCCGGAUCGCCACGGCCCCGGCGAGCCCGCCGCCUACCAGCGGCAGACCCCUCCGGGACACCUGGCCUGGCACGGUUCGGCCCGCGGGCCCGCCGUUUCGUACCAGCCCGCCGUUGCAUUGAGCGGGCACACGCAGCAGCACGGUGGCUACUUGUCACCGGUGCAGGGACUCGAACAUCAUCACUACUUCAAUUUGAUAGGCCACGCGCACCACAACACGUUCGCCUUGCACAGCGCGCAACACGCCGUGUAA